UCCUUGCCUAUGUAGUUCCUGCUUCCUUCUUUUCUUAUCUUUCUCCUGCUCCUCCUCCAGGCCUCUCCUUUUUCUUUACUUCAUUCUGCACCUGUGCAGCUGAUAUGAGGUGGGACAGGCACCUCCCAUUGUCAGCAAAACCAUUUCUGAUGCAGAGAGAACAGAAGCCAAGAGAUCCCAGCAGCCAUGGAAAUCCAAGAGGAAACCAAAUGUCCCAUCUGUCUGCAAUAUCUGACAGACCCAGUGACCAUAGACUGUGGGCACAACUUCUGCCGAGUCUGCAUCACUCAGCACUGUGAGACCUGGACAGAGGGGGACCAUGACCCUUUGUGCUGCCCCAGUUGUAAAGCCAUAAUACGAAACAGGACUCUCCAGAAUAACUAUCAGCUAGCAAAUAUAGUGAAAACAAUUAAAAAGCUGGAUUUAAAACCAGGAAAAGAGAAUCUGUGUGAGAGACACAGCAAAGCCCUGGAUCUGUUCUGUGACAAGGACGGAGAAGCCGUGUGUGUGGUUUGUUGGCGAUCCCCCGAGCACAGAUCUCACCCGGUGCUUCUCAUGGAGGAGGCUGCCCAGAAAUACAAGGUAGGACACACUGUGGAUCCAGGUUCAUUCAAUCCUUUCCUUUUCAGACUAAAUCUCUCAGAGCCCUGGAAUCUCCCAGUUUCCCAGACUUUCUACCUUGAUCUCUGGCUCCACCUAAAUCUCUCCCCUGCAGGCUCCUUCCUCUGGGAAAAAAUUCAGGCCUAUUUGAAGACUCUGAGUGAAGAGAGAGAAAAACUGCUGGGAUUUAAAGUGACUGGAGAGGAUAAAAUCCAGGAGUAUCUGAAACAGAUAGAAAAGGAGAGGCAGAAAAUUGUGUCUGAAUUUCAGCAACUGCUGCAGUUCCUGGAGGAACAAGAGCGACUCCUGCUGGCCCAGCUGGAAAAGCUGGACAAGGAGAUUGUGAAGAUACAGAAUGAAAAUAUAACCAAACUCUCUGAGGAGAUUUCCCGUCUCAGUGAGCUGAUCAGUGAGAUGGAGGGGAAGUAUCAGAAGCCAGCGAGAGAAUUCCUGCAGGAUUUCAGAAGCACGUUGAGCAGGUACGUGGCUCUCUCUCAUUCCCCUUCACAAUGCUGGGAAAGAGCUGGGAGACGAUAUAACCAUGUUAAACUCUUUCUGUCCAGGUGUGAGAAGGGGAAGUUCCAGCAACCACUGGAGAUUACUCCUGAACUGGAAAAGAGACUCAGUGAUUUCUCCCAGAAAACUAUGGCUCUAAUGGAGACUCUGAGGAAGUUCAAAGGUACCUAG
This is a messenger RNA of Chrysemys picta bellii (western painted turtle), 1287 nucleotides long. NCBI's taxonomy places the organism in Eukaryota, Metazoa, Chordata, Testudines, Emydidae. The record is from RefSeq and is a predicted model, not a curated record.